This is a messenger RNA of Anisakis simplex (herring worm), 1101 nucleotides long. NCBI's taxonomy places the organism in Eukaryota, Metazoa, Nematoda, Chromadorea, Rhabditida, Anisakidae. The record is from the annotation of a GenBank genome assembly.
UACAGUCUCAGCGUUGUCGUGCCAGGACCGCCAUCAUCGGACCGGGAGGUCUAUACGACUUAUGGAAUGAAGCAGCAGCAGCACUAUUCCUUGGAGAGCGCUAUUCCGUUCCGCAUAGACCCUGUCGAGGGGGCGAUCUACACGACCGGGCCGUUGGAUCGAGAGCAGCGCGGCGAGUGGACGUUGGAGGUCAAGGCUGAGGAUAACGGCAGAUUUGAGAGGCGCAGCAACUCCACAAGGCUAAUCGUAGUCGUGGGAGACCGAAACGAUAACGAACCAGUGAUAUUGAACGAUCUCUACGAUGUUUUCAUACCUCAAGGACUUCAAAAAGGCGACUUGGUGCAUUGCGUGCGAGCCGCUGACGCGGACCAAAACGACACGCUCACGCUUGCGAUUGCGCCGGCGGUCGCGGGCGACAGUGAUCCUGACGAGUCGUCCGGUUUCUUCCGUAUCGACCAGCGAAACGGAGCCAUUUUGGCGGCGCGGAGUCUUGAAGCGAAAGAUUUCUAUCGGGUUACGGUAACGGUAGCAGAUGGCGGAGGUCAUAGUAGCGCCGCUACAUUUAACUUUUACGUGGGUGGCGGCCACGGGAAAUUUGGAAAAAAUUUCCCACGUUUUGAGAAACCAACCCGAAGCGAGUUCGUCGUGAAAGAAGGCGCAUCUAGCAACCCAAUAACGACGUUUCGUGCCGCUCCUCCAGGGCGACAGUUCAUCACGAAAACCAAAGACGACGACUACAAUUCAUCACACCGCGACGACAAUUCAUCACAAGAUGACGUCAUUCGCUAUGCUAUCGCUUGCGGUGACCGCUGGGGAGCGUUCCGCAUCCAUCCGUCCAACGGACAACUCUACGCAACUGCUAAACUCGAUUACGAGCUGCAGAAUCGCUUUGAUCUCGUCAUUUCGGCCAGAUUCAUCACACCGCCAACGGAUUCAUCACAAGCCAAUGGCUACCAUCCGCAAGCGGGCCCCAUUGGCGGCUCCAGUCUGCCUCCGCUAUUUGCGUACACCCAAGUUACGAUUCUUGUUGAGGAUUUGAAUGAUAAUGCACCAAUAUUUGACCAAGUACGUCGUAUUUUCCUUCAUUUUGCUACUGUUUGA